Protopterus annectens (West African lungfish) is the source of this 1574-nucleotide messenger RNA. RefSeq names its product myozenin 1 (gene MYOZ1). The coding region runs from base 266 to 1210 and encodes 314 amino acids. Gene Ontology annotation, molecular function: telethonin binding; FATZ binding; actin binding. The record is from RefSeq and is a predicted model, not a curated record. Gene Ontology annotation, cellular component: Z disc; actin cytoskeleton. The transcript has 6 exons. Lineage: Eukaryota; Metazoa; Chordata; Ceratodontiformes; Protopteridae.
ACUUUUGGAGUCAGAUUUACACUACUUUGCAUUAGCACGUUGUGCUGUGCAGUCCCUAAAACACUUUUCCUGCCUUGCCUUGGAGGACGGUUCCAUUUUGCACCUGUGUGAUGUAGAGUUUGGAGCCCACAAAGGGAGGGGAGAAACAAAUUACACUAACACACCAACAACUGUACAAAAGGCAGUUAUUUGACUGGCUGCUGUCUCUGUGGAUUAUUCUACAAUAAGAUUUUAAUCAGGAAACAACAAAAGAAACCCAAAAAUCAUGCCUCUGUUAGGAGUUCCAGCACCACCCAAGAGGAAGAAGUCUACAAAAUUGAUUACAGAGAUCACACAUGAUGUCCUUACAGAAACGGAACCUGAAGUCGGCAAGCUCUAUCUUGGGAAGAAGAUUAGUGUCCCAAGAGACAUCAUGCUAGAAGAGCUUUCAUUGCAGAACAACAAAGGCUCCAAGAUGUUUAAGAACAGGCAGAUGAGAGUGGAAAGAUUCAUCUAUGAGAACAAUCCAGAUAUUUUCAUUGCUCAAGGCAUGGAUGACCUCCCAAAAUUUAUUCCUGGACCUGGUGGGAGAAUGGGACCUGGAUACAGUGUGGUGGACGGACGUAGUGGGCAAACAUUAAUAACCUCAACAACUGACUAUUAUGCAGCUGGUGGCAGACAGCUUCAUCCCCCAGUGCCCCUUCAAAAACCAGGGGAAAAAGGCAGGACUGCUGCAGGAGGCGGAGCUGGACAGCACGGUGGCUCUGGUGGCAGUGCUGGUGAUGCUGGUGGUGUUGCUGGUCAGGAUGAAGCAGGUCAAGGUGGUGAAGGAGGAGAUGCCAAGUCUGGAGGCAAGACAUCAAUCCAUAUUAUUAAAACAUAUAUCUCCCCUUGGGAACGGGCUAUGGGUAAUGACGCUGAACUAAAAGCAACAAUGAGGCUCAUGCUAUCGGCUCCUGGCCCACGACCUGACCUACUGAAAUACAAGUGCUUCAAUAGAACUGCCAUACCUUAUGGAGGAUUCGAAAAGGCAUCCAAACUGAUGACUUUCCAAAUGCCAGAAUUUGAACCAAGCCCUCCAGAACCAGAGUGUAUUGUGGUCUUUAACCAGGACGUCAAUGUUAGACCCUCAUUCAACAGAACCCCAAUUCCCUGGGUUGGCUCUGGGGAACAUGGGAGCCUCAACAUUGAAAUAAGUGUUCCUGCUGGAGCUGAAACUGAAGAGCUGUAAAUAGUGCACCAUCAUGACAGUGUAAUAUGGAGCCUGCUGGGAAUGAAAUAUUAUCAAGAAAUAGUUUAUUUUGGUUUCUGCACUUUACAUUUUGCUGGUCUAAAUUCUCAAGAUUCUUCAAAACUGCUGCUAAAGUUCUUUGUUUCAAAAUAAAUUAAUUGCUUACUAGUCUGGAAAGCAUACUUGUGUUUCUGCCAGACAAAAUCAGCCAGGUAAAAUCAGGACAUUUUACUACCCUUCACCCAAUAUUUCAGAAAGAAAUGGGUCUAAAACCUGUGCUCCCUGCAUUGCUUCAGCUAAAAUGUCUCACUGAGUGCAACAAAUCUGUUCUUUGAGAAAACCAAUAAAAUACUGGACAAUGAAA